Molecule: messenger RNA, 753 nt
Organism: Trichoderma asperellum CBS 433.97
Lineage: Eukaryota; Fungi; Ascomycota; Sordariomycetes; Hypocreales; Hypocreaceae
Biological process (GO): tetrahydrofolate interconversion; folic acid-containing compound biosynthetic process
Cellular component (GO): mitochondrion
Molecular function (GO): 5-formyltetrahydrofolate cyclo-ligase activity
Source: RefSeq, a predicted model, not a curated record
AUGGCCUCUCCCGUGGCUGCCGCAAAACAGCAGCUGAGGCGCCUUAUCAAGCAGAGACUCUCCAAAGUCUCCCAAGAGUCCGUACUCGGCCAAAGUCACACAAUAUUUGAGACGCUUAAAAACUUCAAGCCCUACCAGGAUGCCAAACGCAUCAGCGUCUAUCUCUCCAUGCCUGUCGGAGAGAUCCAGACCGACGCCAUCGUCCGCCAUGCCCUGAGCUUAGGAAAGCAGGUCUUUGUCCCAUACUUGCACAAGUCGCCCCUCGAUGAGCCCGGGACUCCCGCCCGCGUUAUGGACAUGGUGCAGCUGCAGGACCUCCAAGAUUACGACGGCCUCCAGCGAGAUUCUUGGGGUAUUCCUAGUAUCGAUCCUGCGACGGUGCAUCAGCGGCAGCGCAUUCUCGGCGGUCCGGACGUGCACAAGUCAGACCAGUCUACUUUGGACCUCAUACUCAUGCCGGGCGUCGCGUUUGAUACCGACGACAAGGGCUGUGUACGGAGACUCGGCCACGGCAAAGGCUUCUACGAUUUCUUUCUGAACAGGUACUUGGCUGCAAAGCCUCACGAUGAGGGCGAAGCUAGCAGUGGCCCUUUGCUGCGCUUCUACGGCUUGGCUCUCACGGAGCAGCUUCUCGAUCCGGCGACGGAUGCGCCAGUGCCUAUGGGUCAGUUUGACCGGAAGCUGCACGGUUUGAUUCUAGGCGAUGGUCAGAUUAAGCUUUCACCGGAUAUUCAAUCAGUAAGCGCUUCAUGA